AGAAAAGUUGAUCAACAAUAUCAUAACAAUUAUAUAAUGGUUUUUUCUUUCUUUGCUGCUGCUGUGAUGAUUCUCUGCUUCUUCUCAUCUUCAGCACUUCCAGAUGGCUCCAUGUAUGAUUAUACUGCAUAUACUCAGUGUAAACUGGAACCGGAGGACCCACUAUACAAUGGAGGGAUGCUCCAAAAUGAAGUCACGACGAUGGAAUCCAUUGUCGACAAUAAUGGAAGUACGACUUCAUGGCCUGCUUUUGUGUUGCCCAAUCUCACUUCGUGCACGUUCUACACUUUCUCUAGUUGGGUCAAAAUCUAUGGUUCAAGUUCAUCCUUGAUUAGUGCUAGGCUAAUGUCGGGACAUUCACCACACUAUUGCGUUGGAACAGUUGUGGCUCGUCACGAUUGUUGGUCAUUCAUUAAAGGUGGAUUCUACAUGAGUUCAGAAUCAAAUCCAUCAUUACUCUAUUUUCAGAAUUCUGAUGACAAGGAAAUUACCAUCACCAUUUCAAGUGCAUCCUUACAACCAUUUACAAAAGAGCAAUGGUCAUUACAACAACAAUACAAGAUCAACACAGAACGAAAACGUGCUGUCACUAUACACGUGUCGGAUAAACAAGGUGUUAGGUUAGAAGGGGCAACGGUUCGUGUGGAGCAAGUUUCAAAAGAUUUCCCAUUUGGAUCCGCUAUCAACAAUUAUAUUAUUGGAAACUUACCUUAUCAGAAAUGGUUUGUGGAGCGGUUCAAUGCAGCUGUAUUUGAAAACGAGCUCAAGUGGGCUGCAACCGAGCCUAAGCAAGGGGCGUUCAACUACACUUUAGCUGAUAAAUUGCUAGAUUUUGUUCGAGCUAACCAAAUUGUCGCUAGAGGUCAUAAUAUAUUCUGGGAAGACCCAAAGUAUAUCCCAUCAUGGGUACUUAACCUUACUAGUUCUGAGCUAGAGUUAGCUGUUAAACGGAGAAUCACAAGCCUAAUGACCAAGUACAAAGAUGAAUUUGUCCAUUGGGAUGUUAGCAACGAGUUUCUUCACUUUAAUUUCUAUGAGGAGAAGUUAGGGGAAAAUGCAACUUAUGAAUUCUUUAAAGCUGCACAUGAGGCUGACCCUUUAGCGACGCUUUUCAUGAACGAUUUUAAUGUUGUGGAGAGCUGUAAAGAUGUGAAGUCUACUGUGGACACUUAUAUUUCAAAACUGAGGGAUUUAAGGAGAUAUGGAGUGUGGAUGGAUGGCAUUGGAUUAGAGAGUCACUUUGAAGUGCCGAAUCUUCCACUAAUGCGAGCAAUCCUUGACAAAUUUGCAACUUUGCAGCUUCCAAUUUGGCUUACUGAGGUCGACAUCUCAAGUAAUUUUGACCAGGAUCAACAGGCAACUUAUUUGGAAGAUGUUUUAAGAGAAGGCUUCUCACAUCCUUCGGUAAAUGGAAUAAUGUUGUGGUCUGCCUUGAAACAGAACGGAAAGUGUUAUCAAAUGUGCCUGACGGAUACUAAUUUCAAAAAUCUUCCAGCUGGUGAUACAGUUGACAAGCUUUUAAAAGAAUGGCAAACUGGAGUUGUAGAAAGCAAAACCGACAAACAUGGUGCUUUUAGCUUUUAUGGGUUCUUAGGCGAGUACACGGUUAUGGCUAGUUUUGGGGGAAAAACCACGAACUCCACGUUUUCGGUUAGUAGAAGUGAUGAAACAAGACAUUUUAGCAUUCAGAUUUGAAUUACUUGCACACUUUUGUGUUAGUAUGUUUGCUUUAUGCAUGUAUUUAUGGUACUAUUCUUUAGUGUGUGUGAAUUUUUAUCAAAACUUUCAUCAAAUGUGCAUGAUGACAUACAAAAUACCAUGUAAAUUGUAAUGGUACCAACUGUAUAUUACCUAACUGAUAUGAAGGAUCUGACCAUUGUUCUUC
Molecule: messenger RNA, 1885 nt
Organism: Erigeron canadensis
Lineage: Eukaryota; Viridiplantae; Streptophyta; Magnoliopsida; Asterales; Asteraceae
Product: endo-1,4-beta-xylanase 5-like
Exons: 8
Coding region: 37-1695 (552 amino acids)
Biological process (GO): carbohydrate metabolic process
Molecular function (GO): hydrolase activity, hydrolyzing O-glycosyl compounds
Source: RefSeq, a predicted model, not a curated record